UAACGAAGCUCCCCACCACCCUGACAUAAUAGCAUUCCACUACUUUAUUCAAAACCCAGGAAAUGUCCUAGAGAUGGUCUGUAGCGGGAUCAGAGUCAUUAAGGACGGCUGAUAGACUUCAAGUCAUCAAAUGAGCAAACAAGUCAAACUUUACAACAGAAAAAGAGCAUUGAUGGACAGUCUUUUUGUUGAUGUCCCUGUCCACUGGACUAAAGAUAUCUUAAUGACGUCUAUGGAGGGUGUAAAUGAGACAACUUAGGGCCUUAUAAAAGGAGACUGGCUUCAAAGAGAGAGGUGAGAGUAGUAGUGGACCCCACAGCCUUUAACAGAACAUGUGUUUCAACACAAAGCACCGGACUACAGUACCAGGGAUGGACACAGGAUGCUCAUCCACCAAGAAACUCAAAGUUGUCAUCUUGAUGCUACUCGUCUCUCAUCUGGCCUGUGACGCUCAGGAGGUUGCCAACUGUUGCAGACAGAAAUCCCACUCCUGCCGCCUUUACGUCCUACUCUGUCGCUCAGGUAAUGGGACGGGGACAAGGGGAUCCCUCACUGAUGACGCAGCCGCUGGCAUCCUCACACUCGGUAAACGGAAAGAAACUGAUGAACGUCGUUUCCAGAGCCGGUUGAAUCAGCUACUCCACGGGUCACGGAACCAAGCGGCGGGAAUCUUGACGAUGGGGAAGAGGACCGAAGACACAGCAGAACCGCUCAUGCACUUGUUUCCCAUUUUAGAGACGGCCCCCACCACCACAGCCCAGUCGGUUUUACAACUACCAUUCAAAUGAUUCACCUGGAAAACAUCAAUGUUGACCCAUCAUUUUUGAGGGACUGCGUCAAACAUGGACUAAUGAAAAAUAUAUGAAAACAUGGGUUUUGGGGUAAAAGUUCCUUUAAGAUUUCAUUUCUUUGUGGAGUAGAGUAGGUGUUAGUAAUUCUGUUAGUAAUUUUGUAAAUAUUGUAUAUGAACUCAUUGGUGUAAUAAAAUGU
Molecule: messenger RNA, 990 nt
Organism: Coregonus clupeaformis (lake whitefish)
Lineage: Eukaryota; Metazoa; Chordata; Actinopteri; Salmoniformes; Salmonidae
Product: orexin
Exons: 2
Coding region: 333-788 (151 amino acids)
Biological process (GO): feeding behavior; neuropeptide signaling pathway
Source: RefSeq, a predicted model, not a curated record